Messenger RNA from Metopolophium dirhodum (rose-grain aphid), 2303 nucleotides. It is a transcript of the gene Zip48C, whose product is annotated as zinc transporter ZIP11. NCBI's taxonomy places the organism in Eukaryota, Metazoa, Arthropoda, Insecta, Hemiptera, Aphididae. Gene Ontology annotation, biological process: zinc ion transmembrane transport. Gene Ontology annotation, cellular component: membrane. Gene Ontology annotation, molecular function: zinc ion transmembrane transporter activity. The record is from RefSeq and is a predicted model, not a curated record. Bases 230 to 1225 code for a protein of 331 amino acids. The transcript has 8 exons.
GACUGGCAGGUCGCAGGUAUAUUAUAUUUUUUAUUUCAUAUUUUGUAAACACACAAACAUGGAGUGUGUUUUUCUGCCGACAAAAUUACGAUUAAAUACGUUUUACGAGUGUACGUUUCGCCGACACCAUCAGAUAUUUUGAUUCUGAUUACUGAUGAGUUGAGACGAUUCCGACGCAUUCGUCUUCACGAAGGUUCUUAACCGGCCUCCAAAGUAGGAAAUAUCCAUCAUGUUACCAAACUUCAAUCCGGUCGUACAGACACUACUUGGCACUUUGUUCACAUGGGGCUUAACGGCUAUCGGGUCCAGUUUAAUCCUAGUAUUCAGCGGUACACAAAGAAAGCUACUGGAUGGGAGCUUGGGAUUCUCAAGUGGUGUGAUGAUAGCGGCAUCAUAUUGGUCACUGUUAGCACCAGCAAUUGAACUCGCUGGACAGGACAGCACCUAUGGAAAUGACGGACAGUUUUCAUUUAUACCGGCACUAGUUGGUUUUGUAUUUGGUGCAUUUUUUGUAUACUUAUCAGACUUAAUCAUAUCAUUGUAUGAAAUGGACGUACUUAAUAUUUUAAUACCCGAAGCAAAUCAGUGUUCAAAAAAGAAGUUUAAAUGUGAUUCUAAUACGGAGCGUACUUAUUAUAAAGAUAAUCAACAAUCAAUUGGAAUAACAGAUGAAAUUUCAGAUGCUAGACAACGAUGCUAUAAAUCUACCCAUCCACCACCAGAAUACACUGAAAUAGAAUGUGAUAAUGAUGUGAAAGCAUGUAGUUGGAAACGUAUUCUAUUACUCAUAAUCGCUAUAACUGUGCAUAAUAUUCCUGAAGGCCUUGCUGUUGGCAUAGCGUUUGGAGCUGUUGAUUCAUCGCCAUCUUCUACAUUUAAUAGUGCCAGAAAUUUGGCCAUGGGAAUUGGCAUACAAAAUUUUCCGGAAGGAUUGGCUGUCAGCUUACCCUUGCAAGCAGCCGGAUGUUCGAAAUGGAAAAGCUUUUGGUACGGACAACUCAGCGGCAUGGUGGAGCCGAUCGCCGGACUCGUGGGCAUAUUCGCCGUUUCGUUUAUCAAGCCGCUGUUGCCUUACGCCCUGGCGUUCGCCGCGGGUGCGAUGAUUUACGUGGUCGUCAACGACAUCAUACCGGAGUCAAAUUCCAGUGGCAACGGGAAGCUGGCCAGUUGGUGUUGUAUCGUGGGAUUCGUCGUGAUGAUGUCAUUGGACGUGGGACUCGGUUGACUUCAUUAGAGGACAUUUUUUUGGAAUAGCGAAACAACUCAAAAAGAUUCAUGCCACUGACCUCUCUUAUUGUGGACGAUAAUCGGGAUGAUUAUUUGCCAUGUUCCAAGAAGUGUUUGAGAAAUGUGCCAAAAAUAAUAAUACAAAAACUGUGAAGAACCGUAAGCAAGCUUCAAUUUUUAUCAUGUGUAUUUUGGGGUAUAAACAAUGUCUCACUAUUAGUAAAAAUUUUAAAGGUAAUAAUAUUAAGUUUUAUAUGAUUAUAUAUACCUACUAUGUAUAUUGUAUAAUGUAUAUAGGUAUAGUUUUUAGUUAAUCAUAUAUUAUAUAUUAUAUCAUUGUAUGAUGGUAUUUAAGUCACGUAUGUCCAUUCUUGUAAAAUUGUCAAUUGUAUUUAAUCACCUAUCAAAAUGGCUCAAGCCCGUUAAUUUUUUAUAAAUUAAUAAAUUAAUUAAUUAAAAAUUAAUAAAAAAUUGAAUGAAUAAUAUUAAUUUGUUUUUAAUGUUUUUAUAAUAUUUUUUAACGUGAUAGUUGCGCAUGUGACUAUAUUGGCUACAAAGCUAGUACAAACCAAUUUUGCAAGAAUUAAUAAGUGAACCGAAAUGAAUCGAAAUUAUACUAUAGUAUUUUAAUUUGGACAACAGUCAUAAACAUUAUUAAUUUUGUUUUAUUGCAGAUAAUGCAAAUAAUAUGUAUAUGUUAUGAUAAUAUAAAUUUAAAUCAUCAUAAAUCAAUUAUAAUAAAACACAGCCAAUGCGGUUGGUCUCCCCGAUCGCUCCUCCCUCACUCACAAAUCCAUGCCAUAUCCUAGACCACUGCUGCAGUGGUAGAAUAGAGGUAGGUAAGUAGAAUUGUAAAUUUACAGGUAAAGGCUAUUUCUUUUAAAACGUACAUAUACACAGGCUAUUAAUUUUAACUUAAUACAAAUUACAAUUACAUUUGUAAAUGCGAUUGAUUGUCAUUAUUAUGGGAACCUACAGCAGAAUAUAUUAUAACAUAAGAAUAGGACUAACAUCGAUAAUGUUUAAUUAUUAGUGUUUUAAAUGUAUAAACAAAUAUACCUAAUAUGUACCUUAUG